This is a messenger RNA of Haemonchus placei, 519 nucleotides long. The record is from the annotation of a GenBank genome assembly. Lineage: Eukaryota; Metazoa; Nematoda; Chromadorea; Rhabditida; Trichostrongylidae.
AUGGACUCCCUGAUUCUGCUGUGCGCAGGUGUACUCACGUAUACGUGUGGAGAGUCUGCGGGUGCAGCUGGUAUCCUGCCCAUCGGCUCAGCCGAAAGUUCGCAUUCGAGUGACUGGGAAGUGUCUGGGAAGCGAUUUGGGACCGCCUCCAGAAAGGGUUCCGACGAGGGUUCAGUACAAUCGGCUAUGUCCUUCUCUUACAAACUCAUUUAUGUAUCGCGAAAGUACAAAAUGCCAUCAUGUCAUACGUUAAUCGAUUUGAAGAAAGCCUUUAACACCGUCGAGGUAGAAGCGGUAAUCGGUGCUCUGGGCAACCAGAGUAUUCUUACUCAAUAUCGGGUGGGCGGACACGUUAUGCGAUACAGUGAUGACCGUUGGACCGGGGCGGCUACUGACUGUAUCCCUCGGGACAUUCAACAACCUCCAGGACGGCCGCAAUGCGAUGGUCAGACUCUUCACGAGAGCGCUGACGAAAGGAAUGCUGAGCCUCGUGUCCCUGAAGCGAGGAUGACUCACUGA